Plasmodium yoelii is the source of this 2082-nucleotide messenger RNA. RefSeq names its product patatin-like phospholipase, putative. Gene Ontology annotation, cellular component: membrane. The coding region runs from base 1 to 2082 and encodes 693 amino acids. The record is from RefSeq and is a predicted model, not a curated record. Gene Ontology annotation, biological process: arachidonate metabolic process. The transcript has 3 exons. Lineage: Eukaryota; Apicomplexa; Aconoidasida; Haemosporida; Plasmodiidae.
AUGAGCAAUGGGGAAGAUGGACAUAUUUACAUGUAUUCAGAUUUAUUUAAUUCAAAUUUAAGCGAUAAUGAAAAUGAACAUAUAUAUGAAAAAGAUAAAAAAAAAAAAAAAAGUGUAGUAUAUACAAGCGAUGAUUAUUUACAACAUGGAGAGAAUGAAUAUAGUAAACUACGAGCUGAAAAUUCUACAAUCUUAAAUAAUUACUUUAAUAAUGAACAUAUAAAACCUUCCGAUAAUGAUACAAAUAUUAAUGCAUCUUGGGAUGAUAUUAUUAUAUUCCCAGUAGACAAAAAAUAUACUCUCAAAUUAUUUGAAGGUGAACUAUCUGAAAAUAAACAUACAAUAAAAUUGAGAAAACCUGGGUUUUACUGUAUCGCUUUGGAGAAUAAUAAUGAUGGAAAAUGGGAUACCAUAUAUUUCGGUUUCUCAAAAAUGCAAAUCGAACUAAAUUACAAAUUGAUAGUAAAAGAAAAUUCAAUAAAUGAAGAAGGAACAGAAAAGGAAAAAGAAAAUACAAAAAAUGAUCGAAUAUCAAAUUUGGGAAAAAAUAAGCAAACUUCAAAUGAAGAACAUAAUAAAAGCAUACCAGAGGAAAUUCAUUCAAUUUCAGAUAUAAGUGAUGAAUUACUUGAUAUGUAUAAAUAUACUUUUGGAGAAUCUGAAGAUUUGUUUGAUGACAAAAUAACAGAUUCUAUGAAAGGGAAAAAUAAUAAUAUGAUUGGUAAUAAAAAUAAAUUAAAAAAUAAAAAUUAUAACUAUAAUUCUAUGAUAAAAAAUAAAUAUAAUUCUAGAUUGGCUCAUGAUAAUCAUAACACUAUAGAAACAUUUAGAUGCACUUUUAAUAAUGAAAGCAAAAUCAGAGUCUCAGCAAAUGCAAAAAAAUAUAUAUAUUUAUAUAGUAAAGAUCCAGAUACAUACUUAGAUAUUUUUGUACGUACCCACAUGGCUCUAGGAAUGUGUAUUAUGUGUAAAUACUCUUUGCUUUAUUGUGGCAAGCAAAAUAAAAUUCCUGAUGAUCCCUACGUCCCAUUUAGAAAGCCGGUGUCUAUUCUAUCUCUUGACAGUGGGGGUGUCUUGGCAACAUCAACACUUAUCGUUUUGACUCGAAUUGAACAUGAGCUAAGAAAAGAACUGGGGAAUGAUACUAUAAAUUUAAUAGAUUGUUUUGAUAUGGUUUGUGGAACGAGUGCAGGAGGACUUAUAAGUUUAGCAUUAUUAGAAGGAUAUUCUUUACAAGAGAUUUCAGCAUUAUUACCUUUUAUUAUGGAAAAAACAUUUGAAGGAAAUAGGAAUCUAAUAUCCGGAAUAUUUUUCGAGGGAUAUGAUAUUAAUAAUGUUAAAGAAUUAUUUAUGAAGCAUAUUGGAAAUAAGUUUCUAGCUUCAUGCAAAAAUUUAUAUUGUUUUGUAACAGCAACAGAUGUGAAACAUAAUCCAUAUAAAUUAUUUUUAUUAAGAAAUUAUACACAUAAAUAUAAUGCUAUAAAUGGAGAGUCAUAUGGUGGGUUAAAUAAAAUUCCAUUAUGGCUAGCUGCAUGGGCAACGGCAUCUGCUCCGACAUAUUUAAAAGGCCCAAAUGAAGACGAUUUUAAAACAUAUGGUUUUAAUAUAAAGCCAGAAAUUCAUUUAGUUGAUGGUGCAUUAAAAGCAAGUAACCCAGCAUUAAUUGCAUUAGAAGAGUGUGCAAGAUUAAACAAUAAAGCUUUACCAAAUUUUAUACAUGAUGAUUUAGAUACCUUAGUAUCUAUUGGAACUGGGCAUUCACCUAUGAAAUUGACUAAAUCUGGUAAUGAUAGUAGUAAAACUGCAUCUACUUUUGAAAUAUUAAUUAACUCAGCUCAUUUAUUAACACGGGCUAAUGAUACACACAGAGAGGUAUUACAUUGGCUUUCUGAAAAAGAAAAUACAUAUUUUCGAUUUAAUGUACCAUAUAUAGGAGAUAUUAAUAUAGAUAGCCGAAAUACUGAUGAUUUUGAUUUCAUUUCUAAAUCCACACGUGAUUAUUUAACUGAUGAAAAAUAUUAUGAUAUUAAAUAUUUAGUUCGUAAGCUAGCUAAUAAUUAUAUUCGCUCCCGAUAUACAUAG